Messenger RNA from Cladophialophora bantiana CBS 173.52, 1659 nucleotides. RefSeq lists its product as uncharacterized. Gene Ontology annotation, molecular function: zinc ion binding; DNA-binding transcription factor activity, RNA polymerase II-specific. The record is from RefSeq and is a predicted model, not a curated record. Bases 1 to 1659 code for a protein of 552 amino acids. Lineage: Eukaryota; Fungi; Ascomycota; Eurotiomycetes; Chaetothyriales; Herpotrichiellaceae. Gene Ontology annotation, biological process: regulation of DNA-templated transcription. The transcript has a single exon.
AUGCCAGCAGUAUCACGACUGGGUAGAAAGAAGCGCUGGCAUCACAAAGACUUCAACGGCUGCAUAAAGUGCAAACAGAGGCGCGUCAAGUGUGGGUCAGAAAAGCCAGCCUGUGUAAGAUGCCAGAAAUUGGGAGUUGUCUGUCCUGGAUAUCAACCGCGAAAAGCCCGCCUUUUUGAGUUCAGGCCCAAGUACAGCUUCCAAUACGAUGAGGACAGGGCCAACUACGAUUACUUCCUCACAACUGGGUCGAAAGUCGUGGCACUGUCCCAAGCAACUUCUGAGCCGUUCUGGACUAGGCUUGUCCCUCAGCUGGCCGAGAAUAAUGCGGUUAUCAGACACGGUCUGAUCGCCCUCGGCGCGCUCUUACGGCCUUUACAUGCAAAGUCAUCUUCUCGGAGGCGCGAGUUUCUUUGUAUACCACAAGCUGCUGCCAAACACUCAGCAUCAGCAAUGCAUCAAUUGAGGUCAGCGGCCCCGGGAUCUCUAUCGCCAGAGAUGUCAAUCGCAUGCUCUCUCGUCUUGGCCGAACUUGACAAGUGGAUGGAAAAGGAGACGUCUCCUGUACUUCAAAUCAUGUCAGCCCACCGUUUUCUAAAACACAAAAGUAUGGCCACCGUGCCAGUUUUAAACACAACCAAGGAUGGGUUCCACCAACUGUUCGAACCGAUGGUUGAUGAAUUACUCGUCGAUGCAUGUAGUUCUUUGGACAAUUUUCCAACCCUGGCUUCUGGGCUGAUGUCAAACUAUCAGCUUGCCAACGGUCUAGACAGAAUCAAUUCUAUCACAACUUAUAUGGAUGCCCUUCAUGGCAUUGCGUCACUCCUAAAAGCGGUUUUCCGCUCAACCUGCCCUUACAUCGUCGCCACCGCGGUCGAGAUGGAUAACAUCUCGUUCACAAUGGACACAGUCGGCCACAAAUUACAACAUCUUGAUUGUAGGAGCGACCUUCCGGUGGAACAUAGACUUCUCCAGGUCCACCACCGAGUUGCCCGCAUCGUGUUCUACACGCUGGGACGGAACGAUGAAUGGAUCUAUGACCUUUUCCAUCGCGACUUCUGUUUUAUCGUCAAACAAACGGUGCUGCUCAUGACAUCCUUAAGGAGCACGCCACCAAUGAUCAUGGGACAAACUACCUUUACACCAACUUUGGGCUUGAUUCCCCCUCUGUUCUUAGUAGCAACCAAAUGCCGCGACUCGCACAUUCGCGGACAAGCAUUGCAAAUGCUCCACAGCGUAUUGCGGAAUGAAAGGGGCUGGACAAGUUGCAUGGCAGCUACGAUCAGCCGAUUUGUGAUUCAGAAAGAGCUUCAGUCGUGCGUGACACCACAGACCGUUGAAACCCUCCGGGGAAAGUCAAUUAUUCUCCAGCGCCCUGAACAGCGGAUCAAACUGGACGAAGUGGAGUUCUCUAACCAUGACAACAAGAUAUACCUGGCAUACACGGUUUGCUCCAAAGCCCCCAACGGUUCUGUGGGCAGAAAGUGCAUUGCAAGCAUUCCCUAUUUGUCUCACCCUUCCGUCGAGAAGAACAGCACAACAACAUGUCAACUGUCAAGAAAAGUCCUGCGACACUGUGGAUAUACAGGCAUUAUUCUGUUCUCGCCGCAGAUUGAUUGCCAUUGCAUUCAAUGCGACGUCUACAGUGCUGCUGAAUAG